UUAAAUAACGUUAAUAAAUGUAAGACACCAACGUAUGUGAAUGCAUUUACUCUUUCUAUACACUCUUUUACCAACCCUCACCUCUCUCAGUCUCACACAACACAUUCAAUUCAGCCCCCAAAAAAACCAAUCUCAAUCUCUCUCUCUCUCUCUUCACAUCUCUACCAUUUCAUUCUACUCUCCCUUCCCGACAACUACCAACAGAAAAUACAAACAAACAAAAAAACUGAUUUUUUUUUUAUCAAACCCAUUAUCACAAAAAAAUGUCUAACAAAUCUCCAAUUUUUCCCAUAUCAGACCCUCAACAUUUCAGUGACUAUGGUUUCGACCCACAAAUCAACUAUUUUCAGGUUUUGGAAGAAGCAAUGAAACACAAAAGAGAAGGUUCAAGAUCCAUAGAUUCAAUCCACUUCAAGUUACAAAAACCCAUUUCAAAAGAAGAAUCAAGGAACAAGUUUCACAAUCAAAAAUCAAAGAAAAAACGUUGGUGGAAAAAUGCUCUUUUUUUCUUCAAAAGGAAAUGGGUCCACCACCACCGUGAUGAUGACAACAAUGAUAUUCAUCAAGCCCGGGCUAAAGCCUUCCGGGCUUCAAUUUCUGGGCCUGUUUAUUUGACAGAGAGUAGAAGUGGGUCAACUACGCCUUAUAGGACUACUAGUAGGCCUUCUUCUGGGCCACUCGCCGGAACUUUGAUGCCGGCGGCGAUUGGUGCUGUCGAUAUACCUUAUUUGAGUUUAAGGGAGCUUACCAUGGAACAGCAACAUAUGCAGCAACAGAGGAUGUCUACCUCUGCUAUGCCUAUUUAUUUUGUUACUUGAAUUUGUCCGAACACUUUUCAGAUUAGGCAUGUUCUGCAACACGACAUGACAUAACACUAUAUUGAACUAUUUAGUGUGUGUUUGUGUUGUGUCCGAUGUUUAUGUCUUGCUUCAUUAAUUUGAAUUUGUCUUCAAAUUGAUGUCUUAGAAGAGUGAAAUGGGUUUGGAUUUUUUUUUUUUUUUGGGUUGGAUGUUAUUAAGAUAUUAUUAUUAUAAUUUUAAUCUAACUAAAAAGUGUUUGUAUGAUUUGAUUUGAUCCAUUGGGGAAAAGGGUGGAUUCUCUUUUGGUGUUUGUUGGUCACUUUUUAUCAAAAAUAAUAUGCAACUCAGCUCUCGUGCGCUUGCUUUUGACCAA
Messenger RNA from Trifolium pratense (red clover), 1173 nucleotides. RefSeq lists its product as uncharacterized. The record is from RefSeq and is a predicted model, not a curated record. Lineage: Eukaryota; Viridiplantae; Streptophyta; Magnoliopsida; Fabales; Fabaceae. Bases 264 to 818 code for a protein of 184 amino acids. The transcript has 2 exons.